Messenger RNA from Symbiodinium sp. CCMP2592, 1872 nucleotides. Lineage: Eukaryota; Dinophyceae; Suessiales; Symbiodiniaceae. The record is from the annotation of a GenBank genome assembly.
AUGGUGGAUUAUGUCUCCGAGGAGGCAGUGCAAGACGCAGCUUUGGUGCUAAAGGAGUUGUAUGCCAACUUCGGUGUAAAGCAGCCGGUGCUGACGAAAUACAGAGCUGCUUUCCAAUGGAUCCAGGAUGAGUAUGCUGUCCUCCCUGUCACGUCAAAGAAGAAAGAGAUCCAGGCAGGCCUGGACAGAGAUCCAAGCGGCUACAUUGAGAAGCAGGGCUAUGUAUGGAAUCAGACUUUGGAGAAAGAGUCAAAAGAGGUGCAGCUAUUGAAAGAUAUCCUGACGCUUUUGGCUGCUGCAGAUGCAGAUGGUGGGGAUGACGAUGCUGCGAGCUGCACAUCUUCGGAUUCAGGUGCCGAGGAAUCCGAGGUCGAAGCGGAGCCAGCAGAUACAGGGUCGGACAUGGAUACAUGUGACACUCAAGUUCCUUCGGAUUUGCUGUCUACUGCCCAAGAAUCUUUGGCGAAGAAAGUUUUGCCUCCGGUGCCAAAGUUUCUUGGGAUAUCGCGCUCUUGCUCAACAAAGGCUCCGAAGCCUGAGAUCCCAGAGAGAUCCGAGGCCCCGGUUUCGAAUGCACAGCCCGAAGCCUUACCCACAAGCUGCGACUCGAUUUCCGAGACCCCGUUGGAGUCUCCGAUUCCUGGGAAUCCCGAGAUUCAUGCAAAGCCCCAGACGACCCCUGUGGAGUUUCAGAUUCCGAAUCCCGAGAUCCAUGUGAAGCCUGAAUCGGUUCGCUCUGAGAUUCCCGAGCCCGAGAGCAACGCGAAGCCCAAGACCCCCGUGGACAUUCCAAAGCCCGAGACCCCGGUGGAUUCUGAGAUUCCGAAGCCUGAGACCAAUGUGAUGCGCGAGACCUUCGUGGACUGUCCCACCAAGGCCAAGCUCAAGACCCCAGUGGAGUCCCAGAUUCCGAAGCCUGAGACCCCAGUGGACCCGAAGCCCGAGACCCCAGUGGACUCCGAGAUUCCGAAGCCUGAGACCCCAGUGGACACGAAGCCCCAGACCACAGUGGACUCCGAGAUUCCGAAGCCCGAGACCCCAGUGGACUCCGAGAUUCCGAAGCCCGAGACGACCCCAGAUUCGGAUGCACACCCAGAAGCCAGCCCAAACAUGUACGGCCAGCAGAUGCCCAGCCCACUCGCACAGCCGCAGGACAAAGACGACGACUAUGCCAACUUGCCCGAGGUUCAAACCAAACUGACAGAUGCCCCAAAUGUGGAGGAUCCUCGGGAGCAUGAUCGCGAGGAUGCUGCUGCAGAGCCUCCAGCAGCCGAGAGUGCAAGCAAGAAACGACCACAGGUGGUGGAGGCCGAAGGCGAGGCUGAGAAGAAACAGCUGAAGAAAGGAAAGGGCAGGGGAAAGGGAAAGGGAAAGGGAAAGGGAAAGGGGGCAGGCCAAGAAGACCGAGCUGAUGUCAAUGACAAGGGUGCCAAGGGAACAGGCAAAGGAGACCAAGCUGAUGUCAAUGACCAGGAGGAAGAGCCUGCCAAGGGAACAGGCGAAGGAGACCAAGCUGAUGUCAAUGACAAUGGGGAGAAGCCUGGCUUGGGAAGGAGGUGCCGUGGGAAGAAGAGGGCUAGCGCUGCCAGCGAGGAGCCUGCUGCUGGUUCCGAUAUGUCAGCAGCAGGAAAAAAGAAAGAAACUCCAACAGCGGCAAAGUCGAAAGCAAAUCCACGAGCAAAGGCCAAAGCAACGGAGACAGCAGCUCCAGCAGCAGAUGAAGAUGAAGAGGAUGACGAUGCCCGACCGACCAAGCGUAGGUACACAAAGGCUGAUUAUGGGCAUAUCAACAUUCCUCUUUUCAAGGACUACUAUGUGACUGGACAGCAAUAUAUAUGCGGUGGCACAUGCACACACGCACACAAGGAUUAA